Messenger RNA from Amphiprion ocellaris (clown anemonefish), 6791 nucleotides. Its product is annotated as eukaryotic translation initiation factor 4 gamma 1-like. Gene Ontology annotation, molecular function: translation initiation factor activity; mRNA binding; protein binding. The record is from RefSeq and is a predicted model, not a curated record. Bases 194 to 5395 code for a protein of 1733 amino acids. Gene Ontology annotation, cellular component: eukaryotic translation initiation factor 4F complex. NCBI's taxonomy places the organism in Eukaryota, Metazoa, Chordata, Actinopteri, Pomacentridae. The transcript has 33 exons.
GUUUCACGUGAUGGGAUUUUGCCGGAAUUACUAGCUACCGGCUUCCGGGAAGAUUUUCCGUCCGUCCGGCUCUGCGGACUCAAGGAGAGAAAGGAAAAAAACCUUCCUCAGUUAACCACACUAGGGACCUAAGAAGAUUCAUAAAUAUUUGUGCACAGGCCCAACUCUGCCUCCCCAUGCAGAACUCCAUGAAAUGAAUAAAGCACCACAGCCUAUAACAGGACCCCCCUCCACCCCCCAUCCUGCCCCCUCCCCUGGCCUUUCACAGCCCUCAUUCCCCCCUGGGCAGCCCCCUUCUGUUGUGUUUGCCACCCCACCACCUCCACAAAUGAACCCAACGCCACAGCCCCGACAGUUUGCCCCAGGGCCCCGGCCUAUACACCAACAGGGAAGCUUCAGGUCGCUACAGCCCUACUACACCAACAGGGCCAGCCUGCCUCCCAGCAGCGGGCCUCGGGGCGUCCCACCCAGCAGUGCCCCUCGGCCUGUGACACCCACCCACGUCUACCAGGCGGGCCCUGGCUCCCAAAUGAUGAUGAUCCCCCAGCAACAGUUGCCCUUCCCCAGCUCACCACAGGGACCCGCCUACUUCAUACCAGGACAGUACCGGUCACCGACCUAUGUGGCCACACCACAGCAAUACCCAGUCCCAGGAGGAACCCCGGGCUUCUACCCAGGCACCAGCCCCGCUGAAUAUGGUACUUAUGCAGGGGCCUACUACCCUGCACAGCCUCAGUUCACCCCCUCGGUGCCGGCGGCGCCGGUCAUUAUGAACCCUGCCCCUCAACAACAGCAACCACCACCUCAGCCUCCCCAACACAUCCCCACCAAACGGGAACGCAAACAGAUAAGAAUAAGAGACCCUAACCAAGGAGGUCGAGACAUUACAGAGGAGAUUAUGUCAGGGGGCCGUAGUGGCUCUACUCCAACACCACCACAGACAGCCAUAUCGGGAUCAGAAAGUACAGCAGUGGCCCAGGCCAACGGUGAGAGCAUCACAGCUGCUGCCACACCAGCACUGGUUAGACCAGAUGACAGAGGGAAACCUACACCUCCUCCUCUGUCAAAGACCCCUGAACUUGCUAAGGGUGAACCCAUCCACACAGAGGCUACGUCCUCUGACACGAACACUAAAGCCCCUGCAGCCCCUCUACUGUCAGAACCAGAGAACACCUCUCUCAACACUAUUUCCACGCUUGCACCAGGCACUCCUGUUGCAGACGUGAUGGAUGCUCCCCCACCUCCCAGGGAACCCACACCACCUCUGCAAUCAGCACCUGAGGUACCUGCAUACCCAGCACCUCUGCCUGACCCUGUCCCCAACUCUGCUGCACAGAACAAAACGGACAAGAAAGCCACAGAGGCAAAAGAAGAGGUGGUGAAAGAGGUGGAGACUAAAGCAGAGGAGGCAGCUGCCUCUUUGGACACACCCCCUGCUCCUCCCUCCACAACUAACGGUGUGGCAGAGGUGGAGCCUGAAAAACUCUCUGUCACGUUACCACCCACUCACCUGGAGGCUCCUUUGGAGUCCCCCAUUGCACAGCCUGAGGAACUCCGUCUACCGAAUGGCCUGCCACUCCCAGCUCCUCAAGACCCUGAGGCUCCUGCCGUCAGUACAGCUGAGCGUGACGACAGCCCGAUAGCUGAGCCAGAUAUCAGCCAGCAAGCUGUAAUGCAGACCUGCACGGCUGUCCCUCAGGCAGCACCUACAGCAGCUGUUCAAACCACACCUUCACCCAUUGACCAGUCAGCACCUGCACCAGCUGUCCAGGAGGGUCCUGCUGAACCAGUUGUCCAGGCAGCACCUGCCCAGCCUGAGGUACAAGAAACGGUUCCUACAGUCGACCUGCACAUUAAGGAAGACGCUCCAAUAUUGGAAUCUAAUGCGAAGGAGGAGACGACAUCUCCUGCAGAGACGGUUUCCAUAGUCGACGGCACCCCGGAAACAGUGCCCACUCCUCCCCCUCCCACAGUGGAGGAGAGAGAGGACACCCCUCCUCCUCCUCAGACCGUCGCCCCUGCCCUUGUAGAAACUACUAUGCAAGCUGCUGUGUCUGUGCCAAAGAAGAAGAGGAAGAUGAAGGAUCUCAACAAAAAGGAGGCGGUGGGAGACCUCCUGGAUGCCUUUAAAGAGGAGCAGGUUGUGGUCCCACCAGAGCCUGAGCCAGCCCCAGCACCAGAGCCCCAGGCUCCUGCUGCUUCUCCUCCUGCCCCAGAGGAGGCGGACUUGACUUGGGAGGAUAAGGAGGACAAGCUGGACGCUGAGAACAUUCAGCCGGACCCUCCGAAGCCGACUGACAAGAAGUACCAGUACAAAGAGGAACAAUGGAAGCCAAUAAACCCAGAAGAGAAGAAGAAAUAUGACCGAGAGUUUCUUCUGGGAUUCCAGUUCAUCUCAGCCAGCAUGAACAAGCCUGAGGGUCUACCAGCCAUCAGCGAUGUUGUCCUAGACAAGGCUAAUAAGACUCCUCUGCGUCAGCUUGACCCAAGUCGCCUACCAGGGAUGAACUGCGGUCCAGACUUCACACCCUCCUUUGCCAACCUUGGCAGGCCUGGCAUGGGAGGAGGAAGCAGAGGACCUCCUCCUGGUAUGGGCAUCGGAGUUGGUGGUCCACGUCGCUCUCAGCAGAUCCAGAGGAAAGAGCCAAGGAAGAUCAUCACCAGCAUGUCACUCAAUGACGAUGUGCAACUGAACAAGGCAGAGAAGGCUUGGAAGCCUUCACUGAAGAAACCUGCUCGUAGCCGCGGGGGAGAGGAGUCUGAGGAGAACGAUUCAGAGCAGGCUAAGACCCAGGACCUGUUUAAACGGGUUCGCAGCAUCCUCAACAAGCUGACCCCUCAGAAGUUUCAACAGCUAAUGAAACAGGUGACGGAACUGACUAUUGACACUGAAGAGAGGUUGAAAGGAGUCAUAGACCUCACCUUCGAAAAGGCCAUCUCCGAGCCAGACUUUUCGGUGGCCUAUGCCAACAUGUGCCGCUGCCUUAUGGGGCUUAAAGUCCAAACCACAGAUAAGCCGGGAGCCACUGUGCAAUUCCGCAAGCUGCUACUAAACCGAUGCCAGAAGGAGUUUGAGAAGGAUAAGGAUGACGAUGAGAUCUUUGAGAAGAAGCAGAAAGAGCUGGAAGCUGCAUCAGGGGAGGAGGAGAAGCAGCGGCUCAUUGAGGAGCUAGAAGACGCUAAAGACAAGGCCAGGAGACGCUCACUGGGCAACAUCAAGUUCAUCGGCGAGCUGUUCAAGCUCAAAAUGCUCACAGAGGUCAUCAUGCACGACUGCAUUGUAAAGCUACUCAAAAACCAUGACGAGGAGUCCCUGGAGUGCCUGUGUAGACUGUUGUCCACUAUUGGCAAGGACCUAGACUUUGAGAAGGCCAAGCCACGUAUGGACCAAUAUUUCCAUCAGAUGGAGAAAAUAAUAAAGGAGAGAAAGACCACCUCCAGGAUCCGCUUCAUGCUGCAGGAUGUUCUGGACCUUAGACGGAACAACUGGGUGCCCCGGCGAGGCGACCAGGGCCCCAAGACCAUCGACCAGAUCCACAAAGAGGCUGAACUUGAGGAACAUCGGGAGCAAAUGAAGGUGCAGCAAGCCCUCAUCUCCAAGAAGGAGUCUAGUGGAGGCCCAGGAGGCAGGAUGGGUGGAGGUGGUCCUGGAGGUCGUGGGGGCCCUCACACUCCAGGUCGUGGGGCUCCUCCCCAGGACGAGGGCUGGAAUACAGUCCCCAUCUCCAAAAACCGACCUAUUGACACCUCUCGCCUUAGCAAAAUCACUAAGACUCCUGUUCUUGACUUUAACAAUCAGUUACUCGCCCCUGGUGGAAAAGGCACAUGGGGGAGCUGGGGUAAGGGCAGCAGCGGUGGCACCAGUGCCAAACCUGCAGAUUCUGGCUCAGAGUCAGGCAGCCGUCCAGCCACCAGCACUCUGAACAGGUUCUCAGCCUUGCAGCAGCCUUCAUCCUCCUCAGGCUCCUCACUGGACUCAGACAGAAGAGUUCCUCAGAGAAACAGUUCGAGUCGAGAACGCAGUGACCGAUUCGACCGCUCCGAUCGUGGCAGUGACCGCUACGAUCGCCGAGAUGACCGCGACAGAAACCGGCUGCAGGUCACUAAACGCAGCUUCAGUCGUGAAAACGAGGAGCGGAGUCGGGAGAGAGAGCAGCGUGGGUCUGCCGAUCCCGUACGCCGAGUGGCGAGUAUGACAGACGACCGAGACCGAGGUAGCAGAGAACGAGCCAGGAGCAAAGAGAAUGUGAAGCGGGAGACAGCUGCCACCCCUCCACCUCCCCAGACUCCCACCAAGCCUGCCUUGACAGAGGAGGAGUUGGACAAGAAGUCCACGGCCAUAAUUGAGGAGUACCUCCAUAUCAACGACAUGAAGGAGGCUCUGCAGUGUGUGCAGGAGAUGAACAGCACUCCACUCCUGUUUGUGUUCGUACGAAACGGGCUAGAGUCAACACUGGAGCGCAGCACCAUCGCCAGGGAGCACAUGGGCCUGCUGCUGCACCAGCUCAUUAAGACCGACAUCCUCCCAACACAACAGUACUAUAAAGGGCUUCAGGAAAUCCUGGAGGUGGCUGAAGACAUGGCAAUAGACAUCCCCCACAUCUGGCUUUACCUGGCAGAACUGAUCACUCCCGUGCUGCAUGAGGGAGGCAUCCCCAUGGGAGAACUUUUCAGGGAGAUUUCAAAGCCUUUGAUCCCACUGGGCCAAGCUGGAGUCCUGCUGGUCCACAUCCUCACUUUACUCUGCAAAGGAAUGAGCCAUAAAAAGGCAGGCACAAUGUGGAGGGAGGCAGGCCUCCGGUGGAAAGACUUCCUCCCUGAGGAUGUCGAUGUCAACAAGUUUGUGACAGAAAAGAAUGUGGAGUUCACACUGGGCGACGAGUCAGAGAAGAGCAGAAAGAAGGAGCUGAGCUCUACGGAGUUGACCAAACAGCUGGACAGACUGAUCCAGGACAAGGCCGACAACCAGAGGAUCUUUGACUGGGUUGAGGCCAACCUAGAUGAGCAGCAGACCUCCUCCAACAUGUUUGUCAGAGCGCUGAUGACCUGCAUCUGCCAGUCAGCGAUCAUCUGUGAAAACCCCUACAAGGUGGAUGGUGAGCAGAUCAAACAGAGGGCCAAGCUGCUGCAGAAAUACCUGAAAGAUGAACAGAAGGAGCUGCAGGCUCUGUACGCCCUGCAGGCCCUAAUGGUGCAGAUGGAGCAACCUGCCAAUCUGCUGCGGAUGUUCUUUGACACUCUGUACGAUGAGGACGUGAUCAAAGAGGAGGCCUUCUACAAGUGGGAGUCCAGCAAAGACCCCGCUGAGCAGCAGGGUAAGGGUGUGGCCCUCAAGUCCGUCACCGCCUUCUUCAUGUGGCUCCGCGAGGCCGAGGAUGAAUCGGACAACAGCUAGGAGCCAGUGGAGAACCAGAGGAAGUUCAGAAAGGAUUCUUGGGGAGAGCGAAUGUUCUGUGGAUGAUUCAGAAGCUGAAUCAGCAAAAUCCUUCUGCAUAAACAGAAAAAAAAUCAAGAAAAAAAAUUCUUCAACUGGGAGAGAUUGUAUUAUGGAUCGAACGUUCGAUCUUUUUUUUUUCGUUUUUGUUUUUUGUUUGUUUUGAGUUUCUCGUUUUCCCUGCGCAACCGAAUGUCUUUUUUGAAAUAAAUAAAAAUAUGGGAUUAAAUAGAGAGAAUAGAUAUGAGAGAGAGAGAAUGCUGAGAAGCGUUACAAGCCGUGGGAGAUACAGUAAUGCUGUUUCCUCCAGUAUUUUUUUGAGGUUGUUUUCAAAUGGCUUUUCCUCGCCACGGCAACACUAUUCAAGACAUUUUGCUUCAUGACAGAUAUGAAAAAACAAACUCGAGGCUGUUCACAUCUAUAUUUUUGAUGAAUCACCCUUUGUCAUGUGGAUGCGACGCGGCAGCACUGUCAUGCCACAUGUACGCUGUUUGAUCUACAUGAUGCGCUUAUGUAGACAACUAGCUUUUUGUUUCUGUUUUCUGACGUUGGAUGAUUGGAGUGUGUGUUUUUUUAAAAAAAUAGAAAACUACAAAGAAAAGUGGCAAGAGCUGUCUAACAGACAUUUCAGACAGCAGUUUCAGUAACGGUUGUGGACUACCGAGGAUUUCACGCUGACUUUACGAGGACGGUGUCACUGAGGAGAGGGGCAACGAACACUGACCAUUUUGCUGCUGGGGGGUGACGAUGCUUCCCUGACACCCCUCAAAACCCCGGCGCCCUCACCCACCCUGUAACCUGUCUGUUUUACUCGUGACCUGCGCUUCAAAAAACAAACUGUGGACUGCGAAAGGGAGAGCAAGAGCGAGGGCUCAUGGCUGCACCCUCCUCCAAAGCCUGUUGUUGAAUUUUAAAAGAGAUAAAAUAUCACUAUUGAAACUUGAAUAAAGUAUAGAGACAAAAAUCCACUUUAAUGAAAAAGGACUUUAAAAAAAGAAAAGUUUAACAGUACCAAUCCUAAGGCCUUUUUUUGCUUCCAUGAAUGGAAACGCAUUUCAGGAGAGUUCUGUAAAUAUGUGAUGGAUAGUUUUUUUUUUUUCAAAGAGAACAUGCUAAUGUAACCCCCCUCCUCUGAAACAAAGUGGCAGUUUUUCCCUGUAUUUAUAUUUUUCUCUCCACAGCUGGCAGAAGGUGCUUGUAAUUAUCCAACCCAAGUCAUUGAUUACAGUUUCAUUGAAAAUUUGUAAAUACUUUUUUGCUUUACUUUAUUAAAAAGAUAUUUAAUUAAAGAAAAUUAAUGCCUCUUUUCACGUCCAGAACUGGAAGCGAUAAUAAAGAUCGUUAGAAAUACACGCGA